CCUGCCCCUCCCCGGGCACAUUUCAGAGCAGGCCGGGUUGUGGACGCCAAGAGUUUGCCAAACAGCAAACACUGGUGUGUGAGCGGCUGAAGGGGACUCUUUCCACUCCGAUCUCCCUCCCUCCCAGCCUGUUUUGAUUUACUAGGACUUCCUCCUCCGGGCGAGGCGGGGGAAGGACGCCGCCGAGAGCCUGGAGUUGUGCGCGUGUGCGUGUGCGAGUGUGAAGUGCAGCGCUGGAGUGCAACAUGCUGUAAUGGGAGGAAACAGAGCGGCGUCGGAGCGCCCUGGACCGCUGCGGCCGUUCUGAGCGCAGUGGCGCCGAGCAGCCCCUCCCGGAGCCGGUGUGACCUGUCCCUUCAGGCUCCAACCAGGAAUGGAGACGCCAUUGGAUGUUUUGUCCAGGGCAGCAUCUUUGGUGCAUGCUGAUGAUGAAAAACGUGAAGCUGCUCUCCGAGGAGAACCCAGAAUGCAGACCCUGCCAGUGGCCUCUGCCCUCAGCAGUCACCGCACCGGUCCUCCCCCAAUCAGCCCCAGCAAGAGGAAGUUCAGCAUGGAGCCAGGUGACGAGGACCUAGACUGUGACAAUGACCACGUCUCCAAGAUGAGUCGCAUCUUCAGCCCCCAUCUGAACAAGACUGCCAAUGGAGACUGCCGCAAAGACCCACGGGAGCGGAGCCGCAGCCCCAUCGAGCGCGCCGUGGCUCCUACUGUGAGCCUGCACGGCAGCCACCUGUACACGUCCCUCCCCAGCCUUGGCCUGGAGCAGCCCCUCGCACUGACCAAGAACAGCCUGGACGCUGGCAGGCAGGCCGGCCUCUCACCCACACUGACCCCAGGGGAGCGGCAGCAGAACCGGCCCUCCGUGAUCACCUGCGCCUCAGCCGGCGCCCGCAACUGCAACCUCUCGCACUGCCCCGUUGUGCACAGUGGUUGUGCUGCGCCCGGCCCCGCCAGCUACCGGAGGCCACCGAGCGCCACCACCACCUGUGACCCCGUGGUGGAGGAGCAUUUCCGCAGGAGCCUGGGCAAGAACUACAAGGAACCUGAGCCAGCACCCAACUCUGUGUCCAUCACAGGCUCCGUGGAUGACCACUUUGCCAAAGCUCUGGGUGACACGUGGCUCCAGAUCAAAGCGGCCAAGGACGGAGCGUCCAGCAGCCCUGAGUCUGCCUCUCGAAGGGGCCAGCCCGCCAGCCCCUCUGCCCACAUGGUCAGCCACAGUCACUCCCCCUCCGUGGUCUCCUGAAGGGAGCGCCUCCUCCAACACCACGUGGAUGUGCAUGGUUUGCCUGAGCUUUGAACAGUGCUUAAAAAAAAAGGGGGGGAGGGUGGGGGGAAGGGAUGGUUUAUUCGCAAAAACCAUGUUGUUGGGAUUUUUGUUGUUUUGUACUUGCUUGGUAUCCGUAUAGGGGGGCCCUCAAACAUGACAGCAGGAACUACGUGUGGAACAUCUGUCUAAUGUAGCAUCCUUACUUCCUGCCUCAGUUACCAAAGAAACCUCUGAUGCAGGUCUGCUGCCCCGACGGGGCCAGGACUCCACAGCGCUUUCUCAGUCACAAGCCAUGAUGAAUUGGUGACUCAGACGCUUUGUGCUUUUUCCUUUGCUUCUUGAGACCGGGGUGUGUGCAGCUCAGCUUCCACGGCGUGUUUGGUUCGGUCCGUGUGUGUGCGUGUGUAUACUUGAAGAGAACUGUCGUGUCUGAUUUGCACUAUUGGAGGAGGACUAAAGUUGCCUGCCAACUUUGUGUGUGAUGCCAGAACUCUGAGGGCAAACUGCUGAAAAACAAAGGGUUUAAGGAUGACAUUUCUGACCAUUUGUGUUUGUUGUUACUGUUUUUUUUUUUUUUUUAAAUCUAGACAAUACAGCUUUGGAAGGGGAAGUCUCAUACAGGUUAUAGGUCUUUCUCUCUCUAGAUUUCAGGUGCUUGCAACUGGACUGCAGACUCUACCAAUCACGGGCAUUUUACUUUCUCUGAACACUGCAGUUUGUUAGACUAGAGCUGAGGUUGGAGGAUUCCAUAGUGCUUUAAACGUGAUGCAUGUUUUAAUGGAGAAAAAAUAGCUGGUUUCUAUUAAUUAUAUAGGCAGUAAACAAAAACUUAAUACUAUCUUCUUGUCAGAAUUAGUUUAUUUUUGUCAGUUACAGUCCUAGAUAUACUUACUGCUGGUACAGUUGUACUCUAAGAUUUGUAUUUGAUAUUCACUUUACUCACAAGUAGUGCGGGAGGCCAGCUCCUGGCCGGCCCUCGCGAUGAGCAGUGGUCAGCUGCGGUGUGGGAUGCUGGAGUUGUGCUGCAGACUGACAUCAUUUAUUUUUGCAUCCCUGUCUGCUUUGUUAUAAGCUCCCAGGGGAGGUGGGGUUUGUGUCUUCCAAAUUCCCUACAUGCAGAAACUGCUCCCUUUGGACUCUUGGCUGAACAGCAGAUUACUGACAAUCUGUGAUAAUAGUGUUUCUUAUGCUUCCUCGUACGCUGGGGCCAAGGUAGUAUACAUUCCUCUGACUUUAUACCGUUAUUACUGCAUUUAUUAUUCGCUAUAUUAAUAGUUACUAACUAGAAAUUAGAUGAAUCAAGCAUGACAGACACAGUUGUGGAAGUCACAGCUGCUGCUCUUUUUGGUCAAUGAGCGUUUCUAUCCCCUCCACCAGGGUGUGCUAUGUCCCACCUGGCCCACCAGAAGCUCACGCAGCCGCCACCUGACCAGGUGACACAGGCGUGGUCACCUCCCCUGCAAGGCUUUAUGGCCUCAUGUACACAGCAGGAGCCCUGGUUUUACAGUUCCACUGUUGGAUUUGGGAACCGGGCACUGGCUGAAAAGGUCAGAGGGUGGCUCUUGCUAUAGGCACAGGGUGCUGCCGGCCUUUGGAAAGCGGAGGAAAAGCCCUUCUCCUCGCCCCGCACACAUUUCACUCCCACUCUACUGGGCUUCCAAGCUUGGCUUUGGCAUUCAGGCCCCUAUAUUUUCUGUAGGAAAAAUCGUUGAGAACACUUUUUUUAUAUAGGUAAUUUUAAGACCAUCAUUACGCUGUGCGUAAAGAAUGUACAGAGAAAUUUGUAGGUAUUUUUUGAAGAACAUUAAUUUGUUAAUGAUAUGUAGCUAUUUAAUUUUUCCCUUUCCUAUUGUAAUCAUUCAUAUUUUUUUGUUUGGAAAAAAAAGUUGAUCUUUUUUUUGUCGUAGAUUCGUCUGUAAAAGUGCAGGAACACAGUUAUUCUAUGAGAACACUGCAUCUGCAUUACUAGCCACUAGUUUGUUAUUGCUACAGGCUACUGAGUGUCGUGACAGGAAAACAUCCCACUGCUGACCGGCUCGGUGGAGGACACUCCUGGGACAGGUCUCUUUGUCAGUGAACAAGAGCGUCACUCGGGGGGGGGGGGGUCAGCGGUGCUGGCGGCUGGGUCCCUGGCGCACUGACCUAUCUGGGAUAGGCGGUACCCUGGAGGGGCCUCGGGCAGAGGGGGCAGCAGAAAACCAAACAUUUCACUGAGAAAGAGCCCCUCCCUGCUCUAAGAAGGGGCUCCGUGAAGUUCUUCCAGAGCCGCGCCGUCUACCGUGCGCUCUGACCUUCUCUCCAUGUGUGUAAAUCUGUAAUAUACCAUUCUCUGUGGCCUGUUUUUCCUGGAAGAAGAAAAAAAAAAGGUUUGGCAGGCCAUCUUUUUUUGUACUUAAAAGUAGCCUUAAGAACAAUAAUAAAGUGCUCUUAAACUACA
Molecule: messenger RNA, 3707 nt
Organism: Cebus imitator (Panamanian white-faced capuchin)
Lineage: Eukaryota; Metazoa; Chordata; Mammalia; Primates; Cebidae
Gene: VGLL4
Product: vestigial like family member 4
Exons: 6
Coding region: 374-1246 (290 amino acids)
Biological process (GO): negative regulation of DNA-templated transcription
Molecular function (GO): transcription coactivator binding
Source: RefSeq, a predicted model, not a curated record